Messenger RNA from Chanos chanos (milkfish), 1701 nucleotides. RefSeq names its product XK, Kell blood group complex subunit-related family, member 7b (gene xkr7b). The transcript has 3 exons. Gene Ontology annotation, biological process: apoptotic process involved in development; phosphatidylserine exposure on apoptotic cell surface; engulfment of apoptotic cell. The coding region runs from base 1 to 1701 and encodes 566 amino acids. The record is from RefSeq and is a predicted model, not a curated record. Gene Ontology annotation, cellular component: plasma membrane. Lineage: Eukaryota; Metazoa; Chordata; Actinopteri; Gonorynchiformes; Chanidae.
AUGGCCGCUAAAUCGGAUGGAGCAGCCGUGUCUGUGCAGAGUGAGACCCAGUCUCGCUGUCUAGUCGCCCCGGAAGAGCGCCCAGCUCCGUACCAACAUGUCGGGAAAAGUUACUCGCUCCUGGAUUGCUGCUGGGUGUUGUGCGCUCUCCUGGUCUUCUUCUCCGACGGAGCCACCGACCUGUGGCUGGCAGCGGACUAUUAUCUGAGGGGGGACUAUUGGUGGUUUGGGCUUACGUUGGUUUUUGUGGUGGUUCCCUCCGCCGUGGUACAGGUGUUGAGUUUCAGGUGGUUCGUCUACGAUUACUCAGAUAUAAGUGGAAGCUCAAGUGGAGCGGCAGCGGCUGCGGCCGCUGCGGCGUCCGGAGGCGAUUGCAAUUUCAGCACCAAGGGCAGCGAACAGCGGGGCACUGGCAAUGCUACUGGGGCCAGAUCACAGCCUCAGUCGGGCACCGGGAAAUGCUGCAGAGUCUGCAUGUGGCUCUUUCAGUCCAUCGUACACAUUCUACAGAUGGGUCAGGUCUGGAGGUAUAUCCACAUCCUGUACCUGGGCAUGCAGAGCCGUUGGCAUGGCGACAGGGAGCGGCGGAACCUGUACUGGCGGAUGAUGUUUGAGAACGCGGACAUCAACAUGCUGAGACUGCUGGAGGCUUUUCUCAAGAGCGCCCCCCAGCUGGUGCUCCAACUCAGCAUCAUGAUUCAUGGAAACCACAUACUGCCCCUACAGGGCCUCUCUGCCUCUGCGUCUCUGGUAUCUCUAGCCUGGAUGAUUGCAUCCUACCAGAAGGUUCUACGGGACUCGCGCGACGACAAGCUGCCCAUGUCCUACAAAGCUGUGAUUGUACAGAUGCUGUGGCACCUGUUCACCAUUGGGGCACGAACCAUUGCCUUCGCCCUUUUCGCCUCCGUCUUCCAGCUCUACUUCGGCAUCUUUAUCGUGGCCCACUGGUGUGCCAUGACCUUCUGGAUCAUCCAGGGGGAGACGGACUUCUGCAUGUCCAAAUGGGAGGAGAUCAUCUACAACAUGGUGGUGGGCAUCAUUUACAUCUUCUGCUGGUUCAACGUUAAGGAGGGUCGUGCCCGUUUCAGACUGGGCAUCUACUAUUUGGUGACUCUGGUGGAAAAUGCUGCACUCACCGCGGCCUGGUACCUCCACCGUGGCCCGCACACGACUGACUUCUACGCACUCAUUGUCGUGUGUGUGGUGGUGUGCAGCUAUGCCCUGGGCACCUUCUUCAUGUGCAUUUAUUACUGCCUGCUCCACCCGGACGGGCCUGUGCUAGGGGCCCAAUGGAGCUGUGUGGAGGAGGGGAUGGGGGUGAUAGGGCUGGGGCCAGGGGAUCUCGGGACGCCCCUUCCCCAGCCAGACGUUGUCACAAGCCCCCCCAGGACCCUACAGAGGACUACGGGUGGGGAACGUGAACCAGGGGCGGGGGACAGGGAUAGCUGCCUGCCCGUGUUUCAGGUGCGGCCCCCAAGUGCACCUCCAGCCCCGUCUCCCCGUACUCCCAGGACUGAGGGGCCAGUCAUACGCAUCGAUCUGCCAAGGAAGAGGUACCCAGCUUGGGACGCUCACUUCAUUGACCGCAGGCUGCGAAAAACUAUCUUGGUGCUAGAGAACACAUCUCCUGUUACGCCUCGAAUCCAAUACCGCAGCCUCAGCAAUCCAAAAGAGGUGAUGGAGUAUGAAACCACGGUGUAG